Molecule: messenger RNA, 3183 nt
Organism: Thelazia callipaeda (thelaziosis nematode)
Lineage: Eukaryota; Metazoa; Nematoda; Chromadorea; Rhabditida; Thelaziidae
Source: the annotation of a GenBank genome assembly
AUGAUUAGUGGAAUGGUGAGAGAAGAUUCAGAUGUAGCUUUGGAAGCGUCCCAUUUUGCUUUUCUUCAACAAAAUAAGAAUGUUUUAGGCAGUAAUGUUCUCUGGAGACGAAAAGAACAACUGGAGAAGUGGGAGACAUCAGAAACUAAUCGUUUGCCCUCAGUUCGAAGACUUAAUCGUGAAUCUAAAGUUAAAUUCACGGAUGCCGAUAUAUUUCUAAGUGCUUGCUUAAGUGGUGAUCUAGAAGAAGUAGGAACAUUGCUUGAUAAUGGCGCAGAUAUUAACACUACCACAGUGGAUGGUUUAACAGCUCUACAUCAGGCAGUUAUAGAUGGUAAGCCAGAAAUGGUGCAGUUUUUAGUUGAUCAUGGAGCUAAUCUCAAUGCCCAGGAUAAUGAAGGUUGGACUCCGCUGCAUGCAGCGGCUUGCUGUGGUAAUAUUGAUUUAGUCGAGUAUCUGUGUGCAAGGGGUGCUGAUCUCUCUGUUACUAAUAGUGACAAAGAAUUAGCUCUUGACUUGGCAGAGGAAGAUGACUGUCGAAUGGUUCUUGAAGAGGAGCAUCAUCGACAGAGUAUUGAUCCAGAUGAAUGCCGCAAUAGGGAAAUAUUACUAAUGAGGCGGGAUGCAGAACAAUGGUUGAAAGAUGGUGAAAUACAAGAUAAUCCUCAUUUUCGUACUGGUGCUACUGCAUUACAUGUUGCAGCUGCUAAAGGAUACCAUGAUGUUAUGCAGUUAUUACUAAAAGCUGGUGCUAAUGUAAAUUGUCGUGAUCGUGAUGGUUGGACUCCGCUUCAUGCUGCUGCUCACUGGGCCGAACAUGAAGCUGCUGCUAUUCUGAUUCAGAAUGGUGCUUCGUUUUCUGAACUCACCAAUAAUGUUGGUGUAUUUGCAAAUUUAGUUUUUCUCUUGAAUCCAGGUCUUGGUUCGCUAGGUGAGACAGUAUUGAAUGUUGCUGAUAAAAAAAUUAUUGAAUAUUUAGAAGGAAUGCAGGAACAAGAACGGUCUAGAUUGACAUCCAAUAAUUCUGUCAAUGUAUUGAUACAUGCUAAUAUACCAUUGAAAAGAUCGAGUUCAACUACAUCUGUACUAAGAAUGUCUACAGAAGAAAAAACUAAAAAGACUAAAUUAGAUGAGCAAGACGAAAAUAAAGAACUUAGAGAGGGUCAUUAUUCGUUUGUCAUUGAAGAUAAGUCUCCUUCGCCAUCAGUAGAAGUUAGAUUACCAUUUCCUUCGAAGCAGCAGCUGCAUGAUAACUCUGAGUCUUCCACUGAAGAAGAAAGGUAUCUUUUAAUGAAAGAUCCCCAUCUUACAUUGUUUCUUAAGUUUAUAAUUUUUUCAACCUCUAGAACGAGUAGCGAAGAAAAGACUGCAUCGACGUUUGAAUCCAAAAACAGCAAUACAAAUAGAAAUUUGCCAUCGGCAUCUCAGUCAGUUUCACUUCCACAGUUUGAGCAGGGAAAAACGAAGAACUUACCGCCCGAUGACAAGCUUUCUCGUACCACAUCCGUUCCACCCCUUCCAUCUUUGACAUUAGCAAAUGAAUUGAAGUCUUCGCCAGAAGGACAACGUAAUCCAACUUCCUGUUCGUCAUCGACAACUAUUAGUAGUUCUGUAUCGCGAUCCCCAAGCACUGAGUCUAAUUCUUCGACUUCAUUGGCACAAAAUCAUCUUCGGAUAAAAAAUCACAUUCCAGAUAAGGAAUUUACUACUACAAAAACAACAGUGUCUUUGGAGCCGUCGGCUCAAUCGAAUAAAACUGCCAGCAUUCAUCAACCUGCAGCAACUUCUGUUCCAUGGAUGUCUUUAUAUCGUAGUUCGGUAAUCAAAGGUCCGCUGCAUCCUGCCUUUGCGCAUUUCCAAGCUGCUGUGCGACAAGCUGCUACAGGCAAUAAAAGUCAAGCAGUUAAGAAUGUUUGUACUGUUCAAGCGACUGUACCGUCGUUGUCAAGGGGAACGCUUGCAACUCCUCCGAUGGAACCAAAUUUACCAAAUGAAAGUGAAGCUGAGCGAAGAAGUAAAGCUAAACGACAGAGAGAUUCGCGGAGGUCGACUCAAGGAGUAACACGAGAGCAGUUGCGCGUUGCAACGACGUUGGCUGUCCGUCGUAAUGACAAAGAGAAAGAUAAAGAUAAAGAAAAUGAAACGCAGGUUCACGAGAAAAACUCUUCCACUUCACCUUCUUUAGAGUCAUCUACAUCAAAUGAAGUAGAAAAGAAAGUUGUAGAAGGGCGAAAAGAUUUGGAAACUAACUCUUACUGUUCUCUGCAGACACUUCCCGCUGUACCAAGGACGACACGCCGAGUUACAGGUCCAAUACGAAUAGAUGGUCUUCAGGCUGAUGAGACUUCAGAUGAUUCAGUACAAUCAAGUGGUGGCGAUAGACUGUCAGCCUGUGUAACUACACCCUCGUUGCCUAGUGCGGAUCUCUCUGAGUUGAUCACUGCUACAACUUCUUAUAACGUUCGAUAUAGUGACCUCACAUCCAUUGCUUCUACUCAAGCUACAUUAACCAAUAAAUUAAGACCAUUUGCUCAACAUGAAGAUGAUUUUUACUGUAUGUUGUCUUUUGUUGAAGGUAUUUUAUUGAUCGCCUUUGUUUCUCUCAUUAUUGUGAAUCUACAGUUAUCUUUUGUUUCAUUUCAGACAAAUUCAGUGCAUAUUGGUGGGACUAAAUCCACAACAGUACCAUUGCAAAUUCAAAAUAACCGAACAAAGUGUCAGGAAAUUGUGGAUUAUAAAGCAUUAUAUGAGAAAGAAAAACAGGAAACUGAAAAAUUGCGGCGACGUAUAGAAGAAUUGUCAAUAGAGAAAUCAAAUUCAGCGAGCAAAACUUCAUAUUUGAAUCGUGGCUUAGAAGGACGUCUCACGUCAUCAUCGUCGCUUAGCAAGUCAUUACCUUCUUCAAUAGACAGUCGCGAACGCCGCAGUUAUGAACAGCGAAUUGCCGAGAUGCAAUAUGAAAUCGAAGAACUGAAAAAAUUGGAGAAAACCAACGCUUCGCUACGAUUGGAAAACGAAGCAUUGAUUCGUGUGUUAUCUAAAAUGAGUCGGCAGCAAAGUACACCAACUUGGCCUCGGUACUUAUUUGAUUUUCAGCAGUUGGAGCACCUACGCGCGGACAAUCAAAAAUUAAAAGAAGAAAACGGAGCACUAAUACGCGUGAUAUCAAAGCUCUCCAAAUGA